Messenger RNA from Rhopalosiphum maidis (corn leaf aphid), 1059 nucleotides. RefSeq names its product DNA ligase 3-like. The transcript has a single exon. Gene Ontology annotation, biological process: DNA repair; lagging strand elongation; DNA recombination. NCBI's taxonomy places the organism in Eukaryota, Metazoa, Arthropoda, Insecta, Hemiptera, Aphididae. The record is from RefSeq and is a predicted model, not a curated record. Gene Ontology annotation, molecular function: ATP binding; DNA ligase (ATP) activity. The coding region runs from base 1 to 1059 and encodes 352 amino acids.
AUGGAUGAUGAUGAUGAUGAUGAUGAGCACACCACGACGAUACCCGAUUAUCCGGAGAUCGAGAACCCGACGUACUGUGUACCGUUCGAUGUGUCGGAUUCGCGUACACUGACCGUGCCGAAAUCACCGAUGUUGGCGUACCCGUUAAUGGAUUUUGUAAAAGUCGACCGAUUGUUAAGUGGUCGGGGUUACGAACACUGCGUAGUCGAAUCCAAAUACGAUGGCGAACGGUUAUUGUGCGUUGUCGUAAACGAUCGAAUCAAAGAGCGCACGGUGUUUUAUUCACGUACAUUGAAAUCGUUUUACAAUCAACAACAGCAGUUUCAAGUUUUUCUGAUUAAUGGACACAAAUCCGCGAUUCUGGACGGAGAACGAGUGUACAUUAAACCGGAAUACGACAACGGUCCGGAGAUCGAUAAAUACGUAAUACCUAUAUGUGAUACGGGCACCCGAUGUUCUAUAAAACAGAUAUAUAUGAUAUUCGAUAUACAAGCGUGUGACGGAGAGUACGUCGUGCACAAAAGCCUAAAAGAACGUCAAUCGUUGUUGAGAGACGUCGUUUGUGAAUCGGACACGGUGAAAAUCGUAAAAUCGCGCAACGUCGGAACGUACGGAGAUUUACGUCAGAUGUAUGACGAUGUUUUAGGAAACGGUGGCGAGGGUCUGAUCGUCAAAGAUUUACGAAUACCGUAUACGCCGGGAGAGCGAAAACAUUGGAUAAAAUUAAAACCACUACAUUUGCACGAACACCGAUCGGAAUAUGAUUUAUACGUGCACCGUGCGCUAUUAGACAAAAACGGAAAUCGCAGUAUAUUAGAAUGCGGUUAUUACGAAAAAUGUAAAAACGCAUUUGUACAAGUGUGUCGGGUGUCUAGUGGUCUGAACGAUACAGCACGCAAUCGUAUAAAAUUAUUGAUAAAUCCAGACGGGUUGUUUAAACGACGGACCGUGGUUACCGUGAGUGCAGAUAAAAUAACAAACAAAAAAUCAUUAAGACAUCCCGUGUUUUUACGGUUUUCGUUCGAGAAACAUGCGAUCGACGACACUUUAUUUAUAUAA